AUGGGUUAUUUGGAUAAUAUUUCCAACAUGUUUCAGAGUGAGAAGCCACACAGGUGCCAUUUGUGUCCCUUUGCUUCAGCCUACGAGCGUCACCUGGAGGCUCACAUGCGGUCCCACACGGGUGAGAAGCCCUACAAGUGUGAGCUCUGUUCCUUCCGCUGCAGUGACAGGAGCAACUUGUCCCACCACCGCCGGCGCAAGCACAAAAUGGUGCCUAUCAAGGGUACGAGGUCUUCCCUGAGCAGCAAGAAAAUGUGGGGGGUUUUGCAGAAGAAGACCAGCAAUUUGGGGUACAGCAGAAGAGCGUUAAUUAAUUUGAGUCCGCCUUCCAUGGUGGUUCAAAAACCAGACUACCUUAAUGAUUUCAGUCAUGAGAUCCCAAAUAUCCAGACUGAAGCUUAUGAGAGCAUGACAAAAACAACCCAGAGCAGUGGGUUGCCAAGAGAUCCACAAGACCUUAUGGUAGAUAACCCUUUAAACCAGCUCUCUACGUUAGCAGGACAGUUAUCUAGCUUGCCACCUGAAAACCAAAACCCAGCCUCUCCUGAUGUCGUUUCCUGUCAAGACGAGAAGCCUUUCAUGAUACAGCAGCCUGCUGCAGCUGCCGUGGUGUCUGCUGUGUCAGCGAAUAUUCCUCAGAGCUCAUCUCCCACCAGCCCAGACCCUCGGCCUGCCCACACCCAGAGGAACUACAGCCCCGUGGCGGGUCCCAGCAGCGACCGCAGUGCCCACACCAGUACUCCCAGCAUCAGUAACAGCCAGCCGAGCACCCCAGCUCCCACCCUGCCCGUGCAGGACCCGCAGCUGCUGCAUCACUGCCAACACUGUGACAUGUACUUUGCGGACAACAUCCUUUACACCAUUCACAUGGGGUGUCACGGAUUUGAAAACCCUUUCCAGUGCAACAUCUGUGGGUGUAAGUGUAAAAAUAAGUAUGACUUUGCCUGCCAUUUUGCAAGAGGCCAACAUAGUCAACAUUGACUGCAAACGUGCUUUCGUUUAGUUUUUUAACAUAUUACAGUAUAUUUUUCAUACCUGCUGAAGGAAAGCUUGCACAUUCCCAUAAGGAAUCUUCACAUGAAUUGAUUUGACAUAGGAGGCAAACUUAUUUCUAUGUUGUUGUAAAACUUGCCAGGGAAAUUUUGUCUAGGAUGUGGUGGUUGUUUUAUAUGUAGCCUUUCAGAAAAGCUGAGAGUGGUAUAAGGAUUGGAACUCAUUUACAUGCUUUGGUUGCUAAAUUUCAGUUGCUUGCACUUAAUCCCAAUAAA
Messenger RNA from Merops nubicus (carmine bee-eater), 1268 nucleotides. It is a transcript of the gene IKZF5, whose product is annotated as IKAROS family zinc finger 5 (Pegasus). The record is from RefSeq and is a predicted model, not a curated record. The transcript is spliced from 2 exons. Bases 1 to 981 code for a protein of 326 amino acids. Gene Ontology annotation, molecular function: RNA polymerase II cis-regulatory region sequence-specific DNA binding; DNA-binding transcription factor activity. Gene Ontology annotation, biological process: regulation of transcription by RNA polymerase II. NCBI's taxonomy places the organism in Eukaryota, Metazoa, Chordata, Aves, Coraciiformes, Meropidae.